ACCAGACCUGGUCAGCAGUCAAUUAGCAGUGAAUAAAAAUAUGGAUCACACGUUUUCCCAAUUCAAAAUAUUUUCUUCGUCUCUCCCUCUCCCCAAGCUCUUCUCAACUCGUUGUCUCUCACUGCGAUCUAUCAGGGCAAAAAGUCUUCUCUGGGUUACUGUUCUUCAUCGCCUUCUUCCUUUCUAUUUAACCUAUUUCUACCAACCAAGUAAUGCAGUUGCAGAUUUUCUCUCAUCAGAACUUAGAAGAAGAGAUAAUCCACACAAUAACCGUGUCAAAUUCUGCACUACCUUUUCAUCCAAACCUUCUAGAUAUCUUCUUUAUACCACAAAAAAGGACAUCACAAGGAAAGGGAAGAUCAACAAAAUAAAGCGGAAGAAAACUAAGGAGAAGCCUGUAUGGAUUUUCUCCUCUCCUGCUAUUCCUCUCUGACCCUAAGCUUUUUCCUGUUAAUAAUCUUCACAGGCGUUUCAGGGACCAUAUUAACGGUUGUGAACAACUGCGACUACACAGUUUGGCCAGGAAUCUACAAUGCGGGCGGGCCCAUAUUAGAUAGUAGAGGUUUCGAGCUUACACAGGGCAGCUCUCGUUCCUUUCAGGCUCCAACAGGCUGGAAUGGCAGAUUCUGGGGCAGAACAGGCUGCAACUUUAACGCGUCUGGUCAGGGCAGCUGUGCAACCGGUGGCUGUAGGUCCGGUCAGAUCGAAUGCAACGAUAUGGAUUUGGCCACGCCGGUGACGAUGGCCGAGUUCUCGCUUGGCCUUACUAAUGGUCAGGACUCCUACGACAUUAGCCUGGUUGAUGGGUUCAACCUAUCCAUGCGCAUUGAAGGAAGGGGAGGACAGGGUACGUGUUUAUUCCCGGAGUGCGUGAACGAUUGAAGGGUUGGAGAAGGCCAGGCAUGUAAGAAUGCUUGUAUGGCGUUUGGAACCCCAGAAUACUGCUGCAGUGGUGAGUUCAAUACGCCUGCGACAUGCCGGCCGUCGGUAUAUUCGGAGAUCUUCAAGUCGGCAUGUCCGAAAUCGUAUAAUUACGGGUAUGACGACGUACUAGUUCGUUUACAUUUAAGGGAGCAAAUUAUGCUGCCACGUUCUGCCCUUCUCCUUUGACAAGGUAAGGAACGAAGAUAAGUGAGGAUGAAACACAAGAUUAAUCUGGGUUCUGUUAGAUCCAUAAAAAAUCUCAGAUGGAUAUCCGUUUUGGGGUUUCUAUUUUUAUGGUCAAAAACAUUUUAACUCUCAAAAUGCUUCCUUUUCUUUCUGAUUUUUGAGUAUUUUCUUGCAUCAAAUCAAUAUUCCACUUGAUGUCCAUAUUCAGAUUCUCCUUCCUUUUUCUUUGGUUAGAUUUGAUCUGUUGUGAUGCUUCUCCUUUACUGGUCUUAUUACCGUUUUUCUCUUACACUUUUUAGCUUCUCUCUCUCUCUUUCUCUCUCUAACUUGCUUUGUGACUUUGUCUAUCCACUUCUUUUCAGUUUUCAUAAGUUUACACAAAAACUUAAACAGCUGAAACUGAUUUGCUCAA
Messenger RNA from Nelumbo nucifera (sacred lotus), 1522 nucleotides. The record is from RefSeq and is a predicted model, not a curated record. Lineage: Eukaryota; Viridiplantae; Streptophyta; Magnoliopsida; Proteales; Nelumbonaceae.